AUGAGAGUCAUCGAGGUCAUAAUAGACGGUUUUAAAUCUUAUGCUGUGCGAACCGUUAUUUCAGGAUGGGACGAGAGUUUUAACUCAAUAACUGGCCUAAAUGGGAGCGGAAAAUCAAACAUUCUGGAUGCAAUAUGCUUUGUCUUAGGGAUUACAAAUAUGGCUACAGUCCGGGCACAGAAUCUUCAAGAUCUUAUCUACAAACGUGGGCAGGCUGGCGUUACCAAAGCCAGCGUCACAAUAGUCUUCGAUAACCAUGACACUAAAAAGUCACCUAUUGGAUUCGAGGAGUACUCUCAGAUUAGCGUCACGCGUCAGAUUAUGCUAGGUGGUACGAGCAAAUAUUUGAUAAAUGGCCAUCGGGCACAGCAACAGACUGUACAGAAUCUUUUCCAGUCUGUGCAGCUGAACAUCAACAACCCUAAUUUCCUAAUUAUGCAGGGAAGAAUUACCAAAGUUCUGAAUAUGAAAGCUGUAGAGAUUCUGGCCAUGAUAGAGGAAGCCGCGGGUACGCGUAUGUUUGAGGAUCGAAGGGAUAAAGCGUUCAAGACCAUGGCAAAGAAAGAAAUGAAGGUCCAAGAAAUCACCGAACUCCUACGAGACGAGAUUGAACCCAAAUUGGAAAAGUUACGGACUGAAAAGCGUGCUUUUCUGGAUUUCCAGCAAACGCAGAAUGACUUGGAGCGCUUAACGCGAGUUGUUGUCGCUCACGAUUACAUAAAGAGCCAGGAAAAACAGAAGCAUUCUGCCGAGUCUCUAGAAACCAAAAAACAAUGUGUAAAAGACUUUCAGGAGAGCGCUAUCAAGCUGAAGAGUGAAAUUGAUCAUCUUGCAGAAGAUGUUAAAAUCUGUAAGGCUCAGCGAGACCAAGAGAUGAGGAAGGGGGGGCAAGCAAAUGCCCUAGAAGAACAAGUCAAAAAACAUUCCCAUGAACUAGUGCGCUUAGCUACUGCCAUUGAUCUCAAGAAAUCUAGCGUGUUGGAAGAGACAGAUCGUAAAUCUCACAUCAAAAAGACUGUCACUGAACUUGAAUCACAGGCAAAGCUAAAAGCUAAAACCUACGAAGAGAUUCAAGCAAAAUUUGACAAGGCAAAAGAAGAACUCAGGAAACAAGGUGAGCAAGCCGAGACGAAAGAAGAACUCCUCCAAACCCUGCAAACGGGCGUAGCUUCAAAAGAAGGACAAGAGAGUGGGUAUCAAGGACAGCUUCAAGACGCACGUAACCGAGCUAUUGCAGCAUCAACUGAACAGGAGCAGGUAAAACUCAAGAUUGCUCACCUUGAAAAAAAGGUAAAGGAAGAAGAACCUCGUGCAAACAAAGCCAAGGAGCAAAAUUCAAGCUUGUUGGAAGAGCUCGAGGGCUUACGAUCACAGGCUCAGAGGCUGGAUAAAGAAUAUAAGGACUAUGGAUUUACUCCUGGACAUGAAAAUGAUCUAUUCAAACGUGAAUCCACACUACGUCAGGCAAUUCAAAAUCUCCAAGAGAAGUCGGAUGAGAUGAGACGAAAGGUAGCCAAUAUAGAUUUCAACUAUACCGAUCCUACACCAAAUUUUGACCGUACAAAGGUCAAGGGCUUGGUGGCCCAGUUAUUUACACUAGAAAAAGAUCGGUCCGAUACGGCUACAGCUCUUGAAGUUUGUGCCGGCGGUCGACUUUAUAACGUAGUCGUCGAUAACGAAAUGACCGCUACUCAGUUACUCCAGAGCGGAAAACUAAGAAAGCGUGUAACCAUAAUUCCGCUGAAUAAAAUUGCAGCUUUCAGGGCCUCUUCAGAGAAGAUUGGAGCUGCCCAGAAUGCUGCUCCAGGAAAAGUUAAUUUGGCUCUAUCUUUAAUCGGAUUCAAUGACGAAAUCUCAACCGCCAUGGAAUAUGUGUUUGGAAAUACAUUGAUCUGCAACGACGCAACUACAGCAAGGCGUGUAACUUUCAAUGCGGCAGUUCGAAUGAAAAGCAUAACUCUAGAGGGAGAUUCGUACGACCCAUCUGGAACACUUUCCGGUGGUAGCGCCCCAAACUCAAGCGGGGUUCUAAUCACUCUACAGAAACUCAACGAAUUAAACCGUGAAAGGAAUCUCCAAGAAAAAGAACUUUCAGAUCUUCAAGCCACUAUUUCUAGAGAAAAGCGACGGCUUGAUCAGUUCAAAAAGACGAAGCAGGAACUAGACCUCAAGUCACACGAAAUUAAGCUAUAUGAAGAGCAAAUAAACGGAAACUCUUCAUCAUCUAUUAUUCAAGAGGUUAAGAAUAUGAAAGAUACACUUGUCCAGUUGAAGAGUAAUCUUAUCGAAGCGAAGAAGCGACAAGAUGAGGCGCAAAAUGACGUUAGACGCAUCGAAAAAGAUAUGAAGGACUUUGAUAGCAAUAAAGAUGGCAAGCUCGUAGAGCUUCAAAUAUCUCUCGAUACCCUGCGAAAAUCUCUCACUACCAACUCUGCGACGGUCAAGAAUCUACAAAAAGAGCUACAAAGCGCUCGCUUAGACUCAGAGCACAUCGAAAGUGACCUGACAACAGCUCUAGAACAGCUACGGGACUCCAAACAGGCCCUAAAGAGUCAAGAAGUAGAGAUUGCAGCACUAGUUUCUGAACAGACUUUUGUACAACAAGCACAUAAUUUGGCCCAAGCACAGCUCGAGGAAGAGCAAGCGAAAUUGGUCGGGUUUAAUGAUGAGCUACACUCGCUUGGCGAGGCUUUACGAUCGAAAUCGGCUCGUAUUACCGAAGAAGGACUAGAAAUGCAAAAAUUAGGUCAUCAAGUCGAGAAGCUUUACAAGGAGCAACAGGCUGCUGUCCAAGCUGUGGCUCAGAUGGAGAAAGAGCAUGAGUGGAUUGUGGAUGAGAAGGGUAACUUUGGACGGACAGGUACGGCUUAUGACUUUAAGAGUCAAAAUAUUGCCGAGUGCAAGGCAUCCCUUCGAAAUCUCAACGACCGGUUCCAGGGUAUGAAGAAAAAAAUUAAUCCGAAGGUUAUGAACAUGAUUGAUAGUGUGGAAAAGAAGGAGCUUGCAUUGAAGAACAUGAUGAAGACAGUUAUCCGAGACAAGAAAAAGAUAGAGGAGACUAUUGUCACGUUAGAUGAAUAUAAAAAAAAAGCACUGUUGGAAACUUGGACCAAAGUAAACGGCGAUUUUGGUCAGAUUUUCGCUGAAUUGUUGCCUGGCAGUUUUGCCAAGCUGGAUCCACCUGAAGGUAAAACGAUCAAUGAGGGGCUUGAGGUUAAGGUCUCGUUAGGAAAAGUAUGGAAGCAAUCACUGACUGAAUUUUCAGGAGGACAGCGGUCACUAAUUGCCCUGUCAUUGAUUAUGGCGCUAUUGCAAUUUAAACCAGCUCCUAUGUACAUCUUGGAUGAAGUAGAUGCAGCCCUCGAUCUUUCACAUACGCAAAAUAUAGGACGUCUGAUUAAGACAAGAUUCAAGGGUAGCCAGUUCAUUGUAGUCAGCUUAAAGGACGGCAUGUUUCAGAAUGCCAAUCGUAUUUUUCGUACGCGAUUUUCGGAAGGUACCAGUGUGGUUCAGGCUUUGACGACUAAAAUUAAUGAAGCCCAACGAUUUCCGAUGAAUGUUACUGUCAAGUAA
This is a messenger RNA of Blumeria graminis f. sp. triticale, 3573 nucleotides long. The record is from the annotation of a GenBank genome assembly. Lineage: Eukaryota; Fungi; Ascomycota; Leotiomycetes; Helotiales; Erysiphaceae.